UGUCUCUCCCUCUCUCAAGUCUAUGGCCGUAAUUCUAGACACCGGCAAAUUUUUUUUUUUAGCAAAAAGACUUGUUUAAUAAUAAAUUAGUAAAUAAAUAUAUUUGACAAUUAAUCUCGAGUAUAUUUUUAAUUUCAAAUGAAUUAAUUACAAGUUAAACAAAUACUUGAUUUGUCUUUAAAUAAUGGAAUCAACUGAUGGAUUUCCUCAACCAACAGUUCCCGGGUAUCCACCUGUAACUCCAACUGGAACAUCAACUUUUGGAGCUCCAAUUAUUCCAACUGCACCAUUUAUACCACCUCCUGGAUUGCCACCAGGACCCACAGGUAUUAUCCAACAGCCAUUUACAAUUCCCCCUCCAGGAUUUGGAUUUUCAAUCAAUGCUGGACAAAUUCCAGAACCAGGAGUUAUUGUGGCACCACCACAAAUAAUUGGAGCAGUACAUUCAGUAAAUCCUGAAUCAGCAUCAAGUCCAUCAUUACCAAUAAAUGAAAAUUCAUCAUCAUCAACAAUUAGUGAAAAAAAAAGUGAAUGGAGUGAACAUAAAGCACCUGAUGGACGUAUAUAUUAUUAUAAUAUAACAACAAAACAAUCAUUAUGGGAAAAACCAGAUGAUUUAAAAACACCAACUGAAUUAUUAUUAUCACAAUGUCCAUGGAAAGAAUAUAAAUCAGAAAAUGGAAAAGUAUAUUAUCAUAAUUUAAAUACAAAAGAAUCACGUUGGACAGUACCAUUAGAACUUGAACAACUUAAAAAUAAAAUAAUUGCUGAAGGUUCAACAUCAUCAAUAAUACAACAAAUAAAUACAACAAAUUCAGUAAAUCCUCCACCAUCAACAAUUUUACCUCCACCACAACAAAUAACAACACAAUCGAGUGAAUUAAAUAGUGGAAAAUCAGCAAUUGAACAAGCUAUGGCAGCAACAUUAGCAGCAAUAAAUAUUCCAACACCACCAUCAAAACCAGAUGAUGAUAGUAAUUCUGGUAAAGGUAGUGCAAAUGAUAGUCGUACAAGUACUCCAGAACCAAAAAUACAAUUUAAAGAUAAAAAAGAAGCUAUUGAAGCAUUUAAAGAAUUAUUAAAAGAACGUGAUGUACCAUCAAAUGCAACAUGGGAACAAGCUGUUAAAACAAUACAAAAUGAUCCACGUUAUCCAUCAAUGAAAAAAUUAAAUGAACGUAAACAAGCAUUUAAUGCAUAUAAAACACAAAAAUUAAAAGAAGAACGUGAACAAGAAAGAUUACGUUUAAAAAAAGCUAAAGAAGAUCUUGAAAAAUUUUUAUUAAAUCAUGAUAGAAUGACAAGUACAACAAAAUAUUAUAAAUGUGAAGAAAUUUAUGGUAAUUUAGAAAUUUGGCGUGCUGUUGCUGAUCCAGAUCGUCGUGAUAUAUAUGAAGAUGUUAUAUUUAAUUUAGCUAAACGUGAAAAAGAAGAUGCAAAACAAUUAAAAAAACGUAAUACAAAAAGAUUAACACAAAUAUUAGAUACAAUGACUGAAGUAACAUAUCAAACAACAUGGCAAGAAGCACAAGCAUUGUUACUUCAACAUUCAUCAUUUGCUGAAGAUUCUGAUUUAUUAGAAAUGGAUAAAGAAGAUGCAUUAUUUAUAUUUGAAAAUCAUAUAAGACAACUUGAAAAAAAUAAAGAAGCAAUAAAAAGUAAAAAUAAAAGACGAAAAAGACUUGAACGUAAAAAUCGUGAUGGUUUUGGUAGUUUAUUGGAUGAAUUACAUGUACAAGGUAAAUUAACAUCAAUGAGUCUUUGGGUUGAAUUGUAUCCAAUGUUAUCAGCUGAUUUACGUUUCUCAGCAAUGCUUGGACAACCUGGUUCAACACCACUUGAUUUAUUUAAAUAUUAUGUUGAAGAUUUAAAAUCACGUUUUCAUGAUGAAAAAAAAGCAAUACGUGAAAUAUUAAAAGAUAAAUUUGAAGUAAAAAGAAGUACAACAUUUGAAAAAUUUGCAACAAUUAUUUGUAAAGAUGAAAAAUCAGCUUUACUUGAUACUGGUAAUGAUCAAUUAACAAAUAAUUUAUUACUUAGUGUUGAAUCAAACGAAAAAGAAAGAAUUAAAGAAGAAAAUAAAAAAAUGAAAAAAUUAGAAACAGGCUUAAAACAAUUAUUAAAAAAUAUUGAUGUUGAUUAUCAAGCAAAUUGGGAUGAUGUUAAAUUAAAAAUUGAAAAUGAAAAUGAUUAUCAAGCAAUUAAAUCAGAAAGUGAUAGAAUUAAAAUAUUUAAAGAAUAUCAACAUGAUUUAGAAGAAAGUUGUGCUCAUCAUCAUAUUAGAAGUAAAAAAAAAAAAACUAAAAAACCAAAACGUAAAUCAAGAUCAAAAUCACACAGUGAUUCUGAAACUGAUGAUAAAGGAAGAAAAAAAAAACAUAAAUCACGUAGUCCAAGUGUUCAUAGUAAAUCAGAAAGUUCAGAAUCAGAAAGUAAAAAAUUAAAAAAGAAAAAAAAUAAAAAAAAGAGUAUUCGUAGUCAUUCACAUUCUGAUUCACGUUUACCAUCAUCAGAAGAAUCACCAGAUAGAAAAAGAAAAGAAGAAAAACAUCGUCGUGCAUCAGGACACAGUGAAGCAUCAGCAAAUGGUGAACAACAUGCUGAACAACCUGGUGAACAACAGGAACUAUCUGAAGAUGAGUUGGAAAAACAACGAGCUCAACUACUUCAUGAGUUACAAAUGCAACAAGAAGACAAUUGAAUAUUUUAUAUAUAUAUACUUUACUUUUUUUUUAAACUGAUUUUUUUCAUUUGUUGAUUAUUAAUCAUACUUUUUUAAACACUCAACAAUAUUAAAGCACAACUUUUAACAUUUGCUCAUGUGCUUUAAGUAUUGAUGUUUAAAAAAUAAAAAGAAAAAAUAUAUAUAUUUUAGAUGAAAAAAAUCAGCCUAAUUCAAUAGACAAUAGACAACUGCAAUGUUGUCUUAUUUUCAUUUAAAUAAACAUACAAUAAAUAAUA
Aphidius gifuensis is the source of this 2961-nucleotide messenger RNA. It is a transcript of the gene Prp40, whose product is annotated as pre-mRNA-processing factor 40 homolog A. Gene Ontology annotation, molecular function: RNA binding; protein binding. The record is from RefSeq and is a predicted model, not a curated record. Gene Ontology annotation, cellular component: U1 snRNP; U2-type prespliceosome. Gene Ontology annotation, biological process: mRNA cis splicing, via spliceosome. NCBI's taxonomy places the organism in Eukaryota, Metazoa, Arthropoda, Insecta, Hymenoptera, Braconidae.